Closterium sp. Yama58-4 is the source of this 5652-nucleotide messenger RNA. Lineage: Eukaryota; Viridiplantae; Streptophyta; Zygnematophyceae; Desmidiales; Closteriaceae. The record is from the annotation of a GenBank genome assembly.
AUGGCUAGUCCUCCUGUUCUAGCUUUCGACGCCGAGGGCCGUCCGGUCAAAUUCGAAACCUGGCUAGAUGACCUGCACCUUUUCCUACAGCUCACUGCCAAGGAAGAUAUUACACUGUACGACCACGCUCUCGGCCAUGCGACCGCCCCACUCGCUACUGCCCCCCCAGCUGAGCGCUCACAGUGGCAGACCCGUGACGCGCACGCUCGCUUUGCUAUUCGCAACUCCCUGCCGCUAGAUGAGCGCGAGCACUUCGGCCAGUGCAAGACUGCUAAGGACCUCUACACAGCUGUAGUGGCCCGCUACUCCUCACCCGCUUCUGCCACACUAGGCCGCCUCACUCUCCCCUACCUGUUCCCCGACCUAGCCUCUUUUCACACUGUCGCAGACCUCAUCACCCACCUUAAGACUAGUGAGGCUCGCUUUCGCGCUGCCAUGCCUGAUGAGUUCCUCGCUAGCAACCCCCCCCCGCUCUGGAUCACUCUCUACCACGUUGUCACCCGCCUCCCUGACUCUCUGCGCCCUGCACCUCUCGUGGCGACCCCCGCGGCCCCUUCUUCGAGGGGUGCUCCCCUUCCCCCCUCCUCCCCUCUGUCGCCUCUGCUGCUGCUGUCGACCUCCUUGGUGCUGAGAAGGUCGGGGCUGCGUCUGCUUCAGGCGGACGACGCAGGGGCAGGAGUGGCAGGAGUGGGGGUGGUGGCGGAGGAGGCGGGGGUGGAGGUGGUGGCGGUGGAGGUGCGACUGGAGAGGCUAGUGGCGGCGGUGGUGGAGGUGACAGCGGUGUUGGGAGUGGUGACAGGGGCGGAGGUGGCAGCGGAGGCGGAGGUGGUCGUGGCAGCGGCAGGGGUGGAGGUGGCCGGGGCGGAGGCGGAGGGGGUGGUGGUCGUGGAGGCCCGGGGGGCGGUCAGAGUCAGCAGCCUGCCCCGACCCUUCAGGCCGCCCGUGAGUGGUAUGCGCGGCGCAGCGUCACCUGCCAGUACGUUAUUCGUACAGUUUCCUGGUGGGGGUGAGCUGCCGCGCUGGGCUGAUCUGCUCAGGAAGGGUGUUGAUAUUUGGGCACUUGACUUUGAUGCUAUUCUCACUGCCAUGUAUGCGAUGUCUAUUAGUGGAGAGGGUGCUCAGUACUUGCGUGUUCCGCCCGACCCGGGCAUUCAGGCCAGCCCCGCUGCUGCUCUAGGUGCUAGUGUGUCUGCUUCCACAGGUACUUCUGCAGCUGCUGCUCUAGGUGCUUGUGCGUCUGUGCCCCCUGGUACUGAGUCGACUGCAGCACUGCACACCUUCACACUGGACUCAGGUGCUUCUCGCUCUUUCUUUCGUGACCGCACUGUCCUUGAGCCUCUAGCUCGGCCGGUUGCUGUCUCUCUUGCUGACCCCUCUGGGGGUCCGGUCCUUGCGACCUCCUCCACCACCCUUCCGUGUCCAGCGGUUCCGUCCGGCACGCUCUCAGGUCUCUACCUCCCCUCGUUCUCCACGAACUUGGUGGCAGGCAGUACGCUCCAGGACUCGGGUGUUCACCAGUUCACCCCUGCCUACGAGCGUGUGACUCACUGCACGUGUGCUCGGACGGGCCGCCACCUAGCUACUUUCACUCGAGAGCCGGGGUCUGACCUGUACACACUGACCACUGAGUCCCCUCAGGUAGCUGCGUCUGCGUCAGCGUCAGGUCAGCUGUCCGCCCCCUGCUCGUGUCGCUCUCUGGCGAACGACACCGUCCUCUGGCACCACCGCCUUGGUCACCCGUCUGUGCAGCGCCUGCGGGCCAUGCACAAACGGGACCUUGUUGCUGGUCUUCCCAGGGUGCUCCCUCCCCUUCCUGACUCCCCUGCUCCUGACUGCAUUCCCUGUGUCGAGGGGCGGCAGCGCGCCGCUCCUCACUCCUCCUCCUUUCCCCCGACGACCGCUCCCCUGCAGACGCUCCACAUGGACGUGUGGGGCCCGGCCCGCGUCCGUGGUCAGGGUCAGGAGAGGUACUUCCUGAUAGUUGUUGACGACUACUCGCGCUACACCACGGUCUUCCCCUUGCGCGCCAAGGGUGACGUCCCUGGUGUUUUGAUCCCCUGGAUCAGCCGAGCCCGUCUCCAGCUAGGCGAGCGCUUUCACUCGGACUUUCCUGUCCUGCGCUUGCACUCUGACAGGGGUGGUGAGUUCGCCUCCGACCUCUUGGCAGCCUACUGUGCUGAGCACGGCAUUGAGCAGUCGUACACGCUUCCGGCCUCUCCACAGCAGAAUGGGGUUGCUGAGCGCCGCAUUGGCUUAGUCAUGGAGGUCGCUCGUACCUCCCUGACCCAUGCGGCUGCUCCCCACUUUCUGUGGCCGUUUGCGGUCCGGUACGCAGCGCAUCAGCUCAACCUCUGGCCCCGUGUCUCCUUGCCGGAGACUUCCCCGACUCUACGGUGGACGGGAGAGGUUGGCGAUGCGUCGCGUUUCCAGGUCUGGGGAUCUCGAGCUUUUGUCCGCGACACGUCCGCGGACAAGCUCUCGCGUCGCACUGUUCCCUGUGUCUUUCUUGGCUUUGUUCCCGACGCGCCUGGAUGGCAGUUUUACCACGUCACCUCGCGCCGGGUUCUGGCCUCUCAGGACGUCACUUUUGACGAGUCCGUCCCCUUCUACCGCCUCUUCCCCUACCGCACUGCCCCGCUCCCCCCCCCGCCUCUCUUCCUCGCUCCAGGUGCUGAGGUACCAGACCCCCUCCCCCCUCAGGGUGCCGCUCCCUCAGAUGUGUCCCAGGUAGACCCGGAUGAGCCUGUCGAGGUAGCUGUUGACUCGCGUCCUGCGUCUGGGGGUGCUGAGCCUGGGAGUGCUGCGUUUGAGGGUGCGGAGCCUGGGGGUGCUGAGCCUGGAGGUGCGGAGCCUGGGGGUGCUGAGCCUGGAGGUGCGGAGCCUGGAGGUGCGGAGCCUGGAGGUACUGAGCCUGGAGGUGUGGAGCCUGGGGGUGCGGAGCCUGGAGGUGCGGAGCCUGGAGGUGCUGAGUCUGGACGUGCUGAGUCUGGGGGUGCUGAGUCUGGGGGUGCUGAGCCUGAGCGUGCUCCACCUGGAGGAGCCCCCUCCUCCCAGCAGCUGCAGGAGAGGUACCUCGAGUACUGCCGCCUCCGGAGAGGUGCUUCUGGAGCUCGUCCCGGUACUUCCCCUCCUACCCAGGAGCUCCCCCCCAUUCAGGUGAUCCGCGAGUGGUACACGCGGCGCUGCAGUCUUCGUAGUGGUGCUCCUGGUACUGCGGACCCGAGCGGUGGUGCUGUUGCUGGUGCUGAGGACCCGGACGCUGGAGCUGCUGCUGGUGCUGAGGACCCGGGGGCUGGAGCUGCUGCUGGUGCUGAGGACCCGGGCGUUGGAGCUGCUGCUGGUGCUGAGGACCCGACCGGUGGCGCUGCUGCUGGUGCUGAGGACCUGACCAGUGGCCCUGCUGCUGGUGCUGAGGACCCGGGCGUUGGAGCUGCUGCUGGUGCUGAGGACCCGACCGGUGGUGCUGCUGCUGGUACUGAGGACUCGGGCGUUGGAGCUGCUGCUGGUGCUGAGGACUCGGGCGUUGCGGCUGCCACUGGUGUCCCUGCUGCUUCUGGAGACGCUGCGCGGCCGCGACCGUACUUCGUACCGCUCCUUCAGCAGGUUCUUGGUCAGGCUCCUCCUCCUUGUCCUCCUCCCUCCGUCGAGUGUCCUCUGCCUGUCCAGCCGCAGUCACAGUUACCGCCUGUCUCGCCUCUCCCUGCUCCCUCCCCUUACACUGGUCCCACAGGAGGUCUUACAGAGCGUCGUGAGCCUGAGUCUCGUCCUGCGUCGCCUGUUCGUACUGCUCGCACUGGUCGUCGUGUCCCACGUGAGCGUCCUCCUCCUGUCCCUGGCACUCACUACAUGACUCUGCGUCCCUCCACUGCUCCGCAGCGUGUCCCGCUGCCGUCUCCUCCUGCGUCCUCUCUUCCUACUCUUCCUGACCCGGAGUCUGACUCCCGUCGUGCUGCCAGUCCCACUGUUACGCGUCUCCUCGCUACAGUUGUCACUGACCCGACCUUUGAGUCCUCUGCUGCGUCUGCCCUGGUCGCUGAGUUGGUUGACUUUGCUGCUCGCUGUCGCCUAGACUACGCUGCCAGCCUUGUCGCUAGGUCUGAGUCUGCGUCUGCCUGUCCUCCGUCCGUCGGGGGUGAGUGUGCCCUCGGCACGGACGUCCUUGAGGACAGACAGGAGGAGUUCCACUGCCUUGCUGCUGCUUUGCCCCGUCUCGUGUCCUUGCUAGUUGCCCCUGAGGGAGACCCGGAUGCACCAGACAUCCCGACCCCACGCUCUUACGCUGAGGCGAUGGCGGGUCCCUACUCCUCUCAGUGGCAGACAGCCAUGGACGCAGAGAUGGCCUCCUGGAAGUCCACAGGCACCUACGUAGACGAGGUUCCCCCUCCUGGGGCGAACAUCGUCAGUGGCAUGUGGAUUUUCAGGGUGAAGCGGCCUCCGGGUUCUCCACCUGUCUUCAAGGCGCGCUACGUGGCUCGAGGCUUCAGUCAGCGAGAGGGAGUAGACUUCUUUCAGACCUUCUCCCCCACCCCGAAGAUGACUACUCUUCGGGUGCUGCUGCACAUAGCCGCUCACCGCGACUACGAGCUUCACUCUCUUGACUUCAGCACUGCUUUCUUGCAGGGCAGCCUGCACGAGGAGAUCUGGCUGCGCCGCCCCCCUGGCUUCACUGGGUCAUUUCCUCCUGGCACCCAGUGGAGGCUUCAGCGGCCGGUCUACGGUCUCCGCCAGGCGCCACGUGAGUGGCACGACACACUGAGGACGACACUUGCGGCUCUUGGGUUCGCUCCCUCUACUGCUGACCCGUCGCUGUUUCUACGCACCGACACCUCGCUGCCGCCGUUCUACAUCCUCGUGUACGUCGACGACUUGGUCUUUGCCACUGCUGACACCGCGGCACUCGCUCACGUGAAGUCGGAGCUGCAGAGGAGACACACGUGCACAGACCUGGAGCCGAGUGGCCCGUAUCCAGAGCUUGUGGGCUGCCUCAUGUACCUGAUGACCUGCACUCGACCUGACCUUGCAUACCCUCUUAGCAUCCUAGCACGCUAUGUCGCUCCUGGCCGUCACCGGAAGGAGCACAUGGAUGCUGCUAAGAGGGUGUUGCGCUACUUGUGCAGUACGUCGGGCAUGGGGCUUGUGCUUGGAGGGCGAGACCGGGUUGUUCUCACAGGGCACUCAGACGCUUCUUGGGCAGACGACCAGGCUACUCAGCGGUCGUCCCAGGGUUACACCUUCAGCCUUGGCUCUGGCUCAGUUUCUUGGCGUUCUACUCGCUCUUCUUCUGUUCUCAGCUCCAGUUGUGAGGCUGAGAUCUACGCCACAGCCAUGGCUGCUCAGGAGCUACGCUGGCUGACCUACCUGCUGACCGACCUCGGAGAGCGGCCUCGUUCUCCUCCAGUGCUGUACGUCGACAACAAGGCCGCCAUUGCCUUGUGUGAGGAGCACAGACUGGAGCACAGAACGAAGCACAUCGCUCUGCGGUACUUCCUUGCUCGAGAGCUGCAGCAGCGUGGUCAGCUUUGUCUGCGUUACGUGGCCACGGAGGCCAACACUGCUGAUGUGUUCACCAAGGCGCUUCAGCCUUGUGACCAUCAGCGCUUUUGCACUCUGCUAGGCCUUGUACCUACUGGGCCUCACUUGCUUACCUCUUGA